This is a messenger RNA of Durio zibethinus, 858 nucleotides long. Lineage: Eukaryota; Viridiplantae; Streptophyta; Magnoliopsida; Malvales; Malvaceae. The record is from RefSeq and is a predicted model, not a curated record.
UGUUAAUUUGAGUCAAAUCUUAUUUCUCAGCCUUGAUUCUUUAUUAUCAUUGCACUGAAUUUGUUCAAAUUUCAGGCACCAAAACAAGCAUUGAGCUUUUUUUCAUCAGAGAAGAACAAGAGGCUAGAAGAUGAUUACUUUGAUCAGGCUUCAGAAAUUUGUGAAGUAGACGUUGAUGAAGAUGAACCUAAGGCCAAAAGAAGCAACUGUACUGAGAAUGAAAACAAGGGUGUCAUAGGUUCUGUGAGCAAAACCACGAAAGGGCAUAGAGUUGCAGUUCGAACCAGAAGCAACAGUGAGUUACUUGAUGAUGGUUAUAGAUGGACGAAAAAUGGAAAGAAAUCUGUCCAGGGAAAUCCCCAUCCAAGGGGCUACUACAAAUGCUCGACAAUGGGUUGUCCAGCGAAGAAAAGGGUUCAGCGAGACUACCAAGAUACAAGCUUUUUGAUCACCACCUAUGAAUGGAUACAUAACCAUCGCUGUUAUAACAUGGGAUUGUAUGAUUUGCACACUCGACUUUGUAAUGAUCAUAGGGCCAAUUACGUGGAAGAUGCUGCUGAUUCAGCUAAGACUAUCAGCCCUACAAAAGAAUAUGAAGGUAUUCCUGAAGCUUUGAUUCGAGAUGAAUCCCAACAAUCAGCAGACCCACAACCCUCAGAACUAGCAAUCAGAACGUCAGAGUCACCACCUUCUCCUAUUGGAAGUACUCCCUGGAGUGAGGUCUAUGACUGUGAUUUCAACGAACAGGAGCUCAAAGAUGAUUCCGAUAAAAGGUAUAGAUAAAACACAAGCACUUCAUAAUACAACUCAACUCAACUCGUUAAUCAAGCCUUGUCCCAACUCCCAAUUCAUUUCAUG